GCGGCCUAAAAUCAUAAUCGGAUUUUUUUCUUAAUUCAAUCGUUUUUUUUUUGUCCAGUUCGUGUUUCUUCUUUUAUUUUAAAAAUUACUAUACAAUUGUGCUACGGUGUGAAAUAUACGUAGUUUCUUUUUAAAUCACAAUUUUACCCCCUAAAAGGACAUACUUUGUGAUGAAAGUGAUAAACGCGUAAAGUGACACUUUUUGAAGUGCAAAAAAAGGUUGAGAAAGGGAUUUCGAUAUAUAUUUUUUUAAAUUUGUUUAGAAAUUCUUCUGAGAAUACUGAGCCAUGAAGUUAGUGGCGGUGUUAGCACUAUUGUGCUGUUUGAUGAUUGGCGCAUUGGCGUCACCUGUACCACAACAAGUUGAAAGUAAAGUGGUUGCUGAGGAAGUAAAGGCAACAGGAAGACAAGCUGCAGCAGUUUCAUCAGCCCCUCCAGCGGCUGAGGAAGACGAUGAUGAUGACGACGACGACGACGAUGAUAUUGAUUUAAUCCCAACGGACGACGACGACGAUGACGACGACGAUGAUGAUGAUGAUGAUGACGAUGAUGAUGAUACUGACGGAGAUUACCUUGACAGACUCCUUGAUGGUAUUCUUGGAGAUGACGACGAUGACGAUGACGAUGAUGAGACUCCAGCGGCAGCGGCGCCGGUUGCGGCUCCUGCACCCGCAGCGUCCGUUGUUCAACAAGCCGCACCGAGUCCAGCAAUUCCAGCGGCAGUUCAAGCCGAUUUAAACGCAAUUGCUGUUGAAGAUGCCGCUGACGAAGCAUCAUCAGAGGCAUCAAAUGAAACCGACGCUGGCACUUACGAGGAUGACACACCCGAAGGCCAAGCGGCGUCGACAGUUCCCGAAGUGUUUGCCGAACUUGAGCCUGCUGCUCAUCAGGUUGUCUUGAAUUCGGUAGCAGUCGCACCUGCACCGGCGCCAGUUGCAUCAUCUGAUGACGACGACGACGACGAUGAUGAUGAUGACGAUGAUGACGCAAUUCCUGGAAUUGAAGACGACGACGACGAUGAUGAUGAUGAGGAUGAAGAUGACGAAGAAUCAGACGACGACGACGAUGAUGACGAUGAUGUCACUGAUGCAGAGGAUGUCGUCGAUAGCAUUACUGAAGCGCGACAAGCACGAAUGUUGAAGACACACAGUCGGCCUAAAAGUGAUGUGACCAGUAUUUAUGUGACAAAAUAUAAUCGAUUCGUGGACAACAUUUUGGGAAGGAUUAACAAAAUUUUAAGCACCAAUUACGAUCCAGUUACUGUGAAAUUAAGUAAUCCUAAUUCAAGUUCAAAGACAAAUAAAAUAAAGUCAAAGAAGAAUAAAAAUUCCAAAAGAAAAUCAAAUAAAAAAGGAAAGAGAAAAAGUGCUACAGCAUCUGCAACAACCAUUUCUGAACUCAAUUCUGUUGCAUUGAAAAAUGCAAGUUCACUACGACUUUCCACAGUUGCAAAGAAAAUUGAUGAAUAUUUGAAGGAUUCCACUUCUUGGAUUGUCAGUACAACUCCCAUUAUGCAGACAAUUACACCUUCAAUUCUUGAAGAUAACAAGGAAUUGAUUCAAGUUGUCACUGUUCAGUCGGAAACGGGUCGUCGAGCCCCGUCUCCAAUUUCCAGCAACAAGAAAAAAACGAAGCCCAAAAAUAAGACAAAAACAAAAACGAAACUUCCCCCCUCUACUAAACCUGCCCCAACUUCUUCUUCUCCUCCUUCAUCAUCAUCCAACAAUAAAAUUAAACCAAAGAAGAGCAAAACGAGAGCAAAAGCUACUCUUUAUGGAUUGGCUUCACUUCAAAGAUCUGGAGAUGUUUCUGUAAAUAUGAUGAGUGAUCAUACAACGAUUAAAACGAAAUUUAGCUUAGGACCACUUAUGUUAAAAGUUGAAAAAGAAUUUGGCAGAUCAGCAAAGAAAGAACUGAGAAGUGCCACAGCGACAACUGCCGAGAUGUCGGGACGAUUGAGUCUUCGUGUUCUUAAUGGUGGAGCAGCUACUUUGCACUCUAUUCGCGUUUUACAACCAAAACAGGUUCGAGUGGAAAGUGCUGAUGACCAUGACAGGACUCGAGAAUUUGUUUGGAAAAGGUCUUCACAUAUUGCUCAUUUAGUGUCACAAAAACUUUCUUCCGCUACGAGAUCGAUGCUUCGCCCUCCACCUGUGCCAGUUGCUGCCUAAUUCCCUUUUUACACUCAUAUUUAUAAAAAAUCUUCAUCCAAACUUCCUCAAGAUAGAAAUUGAAAAUUUCAACUUCCCGUGUAAAACAAAUUUUUCUUGUUUUUACAUUUUUUUAUUAUUAUAAGCGGUUUUCCAUAAGUAUUUUAAAGAAUUGUAUGGGAAUUUUCUCCAUACUGUCCUACAAAAAGGUAAUGAAAAUUAUUACAAUUGUUGAAAUAAUAUAAAGAAAGAGAACAAACUUAUUAUUUCAAAAAGGAUAAAAGAUUAAAAAUCAUUAAUUUUAUUUUACAUAAUAAAUGGGCUUACAAAAGUUCAAUGCCAUUUAAAUAUAGUAAAAGAAUAAAAUAGAAUUAAGGGGACUUUUGGUGCAGGAUUUGUAAAAACACACUUUUUUAAACUCUUAAUGUAGGUGGCGUCUUCUAAAUGAGGAGACAGUUUCCGAGCAAAAUAUUUUACAUAAAUUAAAAAUUCAAACGGGAUAAAUUUCUGAUACUAAGGAACAUUUUACAGCAAAAAGAGAAAAAUCGAAUUUUCUGAAAUCCUUGACCAGAAAGUCCCCUUAAUUAAUUUAAAAACUUGUUCACUUAAAUUAAAAGGUUUAUUAAAAAUUCUUAUAUUAAUUUUUUCAAUUGUAAUAAUUUUAAGCUUUAAAAUUGUAAGAGAGAAAAAACAUAGAUUUGAAUUUUCUGACUCCCUUACUUUCGCUGCAUCUCAGCUGUCUGUGCAGACAUAAAACACCUAUUGUGGACAUAGGCUUACGAUAAGAAAAAGAGGAAUUAUUUUCUCUUUCAUGUCGGUAAAGAAUUCUAUUACAUUUUUAAUUGUAUCUAAAUAUUUAUUAUUUAUUUAUUUACAUAUUUAUUUAAAAAGUAUUUAUUCAAUCAUAAGGCUGAUGUAGGUACUUAUUGUCGGUACUUAUGAAAAAAUAAUAGCAUUACGGUAAAAUCGGGUAUGUAGAUUAUAAAUAUCACAUUGUGAUAGAAUAAGAAAAUGUGAUCCUCAUUUUUUUGUAAAUAAAUUAUAUUGCCAAAUUAA
Leptopilina heterotoma is the source of this 3206-nucleotide messenger RNA. RefSeq names its product protein bfr2. Lineage: Eukaryota; Metazoa; Arthropoda; Insecta; Hymenoptera; Figitidae. The record is from RefSeq and is a predicted model, not a curated record. Bases 288 to 2171 code for a protein of 627 amino acids. The transcript is spliced from 7 exons.